AUGGCUGUCCCUCCAAAGAAAAUCGACCAUCCGUACCCUCUUAUAGACAAUGAUCCGUAUGUCACCCGUGUUGUACGAUACUUUCGACCGUCCGACUAUGCGACAAUUGCUCUUUCAACGGCGGCAGCUCCGGGUCUCUACAUGUUGAUGGAGGUGUGCGCACCACAAUACAUGGGAAGGACGGCAGUCAUGUCUGGAAUGCGAACGAGCGGACUCAUUGGCUUGACAGGCGGAUUCCUCAUCGCAUACCAACAGAGUUCUCUCAGGUUCUGGGGGUGGAGAGAAAACGAACGAGAGGUCAAGAUGGAUAUGAGAGAAAUGAUCAACAAAGUCAAAAAGAAGGAAUCUCUGUACGGCGAGAGCAAUUUGACACCCUAUAUGCAAGGUGUCGCUGCUAGGAAUAGCCGGUACUCACAAUUAAUGCUAUACGUUUUCCCAUGGUUCAAUCUCGCAAAUCAUGACCAGCACGGCGUUGAUACCGCAAAAUACUAUCGGGCCGCAGAAGAAGAAAUGGAGCAGGAGAGGCUAGCUAAGGAAAAAUCGAGCUGA
Messenger RNA from Orbilia oligospora ATCC 24927, 549 nucleotides. RefSeq lists its product as uncharacterized. NCBI's taxonomy places the organism in Eukaryota, Fungi, Ascomycota, Orbiliomycetes, Orbiliales, Orbiliaceae. The coding region runs from base 1 to 549 and encodes 182 amino acids. The transcript is spliced from 5 exons. The record is from RefSeq and is a predicted model, not a curated record.